GGAGCAGUUAGUCCAGUCCAAGCUCACACAUGUACCGACACUGGCCAGUAUCUCCGCAUAUUUUAUGUGUAUAACGGUCUUCAUUGUGUAUAGUCUCUGCCCUGGAAUAUGUACCUAUAGUUUGCGAGACAAUCUUCCUUCAAGCCCCUCCCUGAGAUCGAAGGAACAUUGAACUGCUACCGAAGCAUCGUGUGAACGUCCGCCCGUCCCAUCGACAAUAGCGCUGCAACAAUGGCUUCCAAUAUCCUCGCUGUCCCUUUUCGCCGCACCCAUUCCGUCUCACUCUCCGAUGCGAUCAAAGAAUACAUCUCCUCCAAAUAUGAUCAGCACCCCGAUAUGUUCAAGCAGGAUCUCGAGACGAUCGAUUAUCUUCGAACGGCGGCGGUACAGGCGAUUGAUCCCCAUAUCACCGGGAUCAAGAAACUGCAGUCAUACGCUGCUCAGCUCAUUUGGUUGGGCGGGAAGUUUCCAAUAGACAUCGGCGUGGACUUUUCAUGGUAUCCCGCCCUGGGUUACAAUCUCCAACGGCCUGUUUCGCAGAAUAAUGUCAGGUUCGAACUGGCGAACGUCCUUUUUAAUCUCGCCGCCAUGUAUUCGCAGUUGGCUGUAUCGCUCAAUCGAACCACGUCCGACGGACUCAAGACCGCAUGCAACUACUUCUGCCUCUCAGCAGGAGUCCUCUCCUACCUUCGCACUGACAUCAUCCCCGACAUGCGAGCCUCACCCCCUGACGACAUGGACACCUCGACGUUGGAGUGCGUGGAACAAUUGAUGCUUGCCCAAGCUCAGGAAUGCUUUUGGCAGAAGGCCGUCAAGGAUGGGCUCAAAGACGCGUCCAUUGCGAAGUUGGCUGCGAAGGUGUCGGACUUGUAUUCCGAUGCUGUAGAGUGUGGCGUCAAGUCUGACACUAUAAGCAGCGAAUGGAUCCAUCAUAUGAAUGCGAAGCAUCAUCAUUUUGCUGCUGCUGCUCAAUAUCGCGCUGCGUGCGACUGCUUGGAAAAGCGCAAGUACGGUGAAGAAGUCGCAAGACUCAUCGAUGCUGUCAGUUGCGUCAACGAGGCUCUGAAAGAAGCCCGUUACGUAAAUAAGACAGUGCUGGGGGACCUGAAUGGCAUAAAAAACCGGGUACAAGAGGACCUGAAGAGGGCCGAGAAAGAUAACAACAUGAUAUAUCUACUGCCGGUGCCUCCAAAGAGCGAGCUUAAAACCCUUGACCGGGCGACCAUGGUGUCCUCAAAGGUGCCAAAGGAGAUAUUCGAAGCCACAUCUAUGCUGGGAGAGAACAGCGACCUUGGUCAUCCCUUGUUCAGCAAGCUUGUCCCUUACUCGGUUCAUGUUGCUGCGAGUAUAUAUGCAGACCGAAGGGACCGGUUGGUGAACCACGACAUCGUGGACCAAUUAGAAGAUAUGACAAAUGCGAUUCAUCGCGAGCUGAGUUCCUUAAACCUACCGGGCUCCCUCCAGGCGUUGGAAAAACCGCUUGGUCUGCCUUCAACUCUGCUCUCGCAUGCCGAAGAGAUUCGGCAGCAAGACGGCGUGGUUCGACUACGGAGAUCCAUUGCUGAGACCGAGAAGCUAAGACAUGGUGACCGGGCAGUAUUCCAAGAAGGCGUGGAUCUGCUCCGUGGCGAGAUCGAGGAAGAUGAGAGGGCUCGGCAAAAGCAUGGCACAGUUCGAUGGACACGACCAACGUCAGAACUUGCCGUCCCUAAGCUUUACGGGCAAAUACAAGAGAUCGAUGGAUACUUCUCGGCGGCAAAUAGUAGCGAUACCCUCAUCACGUCGAAGUUGAAGGAGAACGAACGUUUACUGAAUCUGCUGAGCGGAACUGAUUAUGACUUGGAGAAAUUCGUACCGAGCAGUCGAAGGGUCGUCAUGACACCGGCAGUCGAGCGAGAGUCCAGCAAUCUUCGUGCAUGCUUAAACGAUUUGACCCGCUUGGAAAGCAGAAGGAGACGAAAGAUCGAAGGGCUCCGUUCAAAGGCCAAACAGGACGAUAUAAACACCGACCUCCUCCGUGAAACUGCACGUUUGGAGCGUGAAUACCCGAUGCAGAAGAUCGAAGCCGUCCAAUUCGAAGGCCUCUUCGAGAAACGACUUCGCUUAUACGAUUCUGACAAAGCCGCAGUCGAGACUGAACGCGAGGAGCAGGAUGGCCUCCUGAAGAACCUACAUGCGACGAACCAAGCCUUUGUCAAUGCGAGACGAGGGGAAAACUCGACCAAGACGCGAGAAGAUGCAUUGCAAAGCCUUGAGAAUGCGUUUUACAAAUACAAGGAGAUCAUAUCGAACCUCCAUGCGGCCCGAAAAUUCUAUAACGAUCUCGCCAAGAUUGUAACUAGGUUUCGAGACGACUGCAAAAACUUUGCAUAUCAAAGACGAAUGGAAGCGUCAGAAGUGGAAGGCGAUCUGGCCAAUGCCAUGUCCGGCAUAAACCUACAACAAGCUGCCAAUUUGCAAAACGAACGGCUAGCCGAGGCGCAGGCUCCUUCGUACCGCCAGCGACCACCGACCGAGAAUCAGAUUCCAGCACCACAGCCCACCCGGACGACCCUGAUCCCGACGCCAGGCGUCUGGACGCCUGAGAUGCCGAUACGAUUCGGGCAAAAUAGCAGUACGUCAGGAAAUACGAAGGAUGGAAGAUGGGAUCCUGCUCAGGGGGUGAAGUUUUCAUAGGGCGUCGAAGAUUGAAGGACAAAUCUAACUGGACGCAUGUACGAGGGGCGAUGGUUGAGCGAAAGCCGGUCCGAACUCCGAGAGCAAGCCUCUUGAAUCAAUUGAAUUCUCCUCGGCAAGAUAUCAAUUCCUGAGUGCCUUCAUUCUUGAGACACUCGACGACCUCGUCGCAAUAUUUAGAUCUUGGAAUAACAGAUUCGGUAAGGUGGAAAGGACCAAUGUACAGUUCCUGCCCUUCAUCUCUAUGCAUAUCCACAUCACCUCUCACUGACCGAUCCUCUGCUUGAACUAUUGGGUCCACAUGUUCGACUGCAUUAUUGAGGGAACCGGCGCAUU
This is a messenger RNA of Eremomyces bilateralis CBS 781.70, 3012 nucleotides long. Its product is annotated as BRO1-domain-containing protein. The record is from RefSeq and is a predicted model, not a curated record. NCBI's taxonomy places the organism in Eukaryota, Fungi, Ascomycota, Dothideomycetes, Eremomycetales, Eremomycetaceae. Gene Ontology annotation, cellular component: endosome. The transcript has 8 exons. Gene Ontology annotation, molecular function: protein binding. The coding region runs from base 232 to 2676 and encodes 814 amino acids.